AGUAGUAAAGAUUGAUCACCUACAGCAGAGUGGAGAAUAAGCGGAACCAUUGUCGGGGCCGAGCCCUUUCCGCGGUGGCACCGUGAGCUUGUGCUGGGUGUCGUGGUCGCCAUGGUUGCAGAGUGGGCCUAGGCCGCCAGCAGUCGGGUAAGAGGGCAGCAACGCCCAGUCAACGUUAUAUUUUCAUAAACAUAUAUGUUCAUAAACGAAAAAACACAUAGCCCUAAGCUUUGAUGAAAAUAGAGGUAGUUUAACAGCAUACUAGAGCCCAUCUGUUUUGUUUAGCUAUUAAAUAAGCGGGAGCAACAGAAGUUACGAGUGGAGUUUCCAGAAUGUCUAAUUGGCAAGGACGGAACACACCUAAUACAAGAAAAUCAGCACAAUCUGAAGCUAGCAGAUCUCAGUAUAAUGAAGAAGAGACUUUUUACAGAAACUGUAGAGCAGCUUACCUGGCUGUAUUUGGUACCAGUUUGGAGAGUAUCACUUCCAAAGAUCAACUCUGCCUGGCUCUCCAGCAAGCUGGAAGGAAUCCUACCAAAAGGACACUUGGAAAAUACUGGACUCAGCAUACCAAGAAGUUAAAUUUUGAUGACUUUUGUGAGAUCCUGAAAAAAGAGAAACCCAUAGACAAAAAUGAAUUGAUGAAAGCCUUCAGGAAAAUGGAUUUAAAUAAUGAUGGCUUCAUUACACAGGAAGAACUUUACAAAGUACUCACCACUAAAGGUGAGAGAAUGACACGUGAAGAAGUGAAAAUGAUUAUGGAUGAAGCUGAUAGUAAUAAUGAUGGAAAAUUGGACUAUAAUGAGGAACACUAUGUUACACUUCAGUUUUGUAGGUUAUUUCUGAUGACAAUUGAAAAAAGUCAGAAGAACGCAGUCGCAAGAUUAGAUGCUGAUGCCAAGAUGAAACAACAACAGUUUGGAAGUUUGACUUCACUUGAAUGUUUAUCCUUGCCUUCAACAAAAUCACUGGUGGAAUAUUCUCAAAAUCCAGAGACUGAAACAAUUCCCAGAAAAGGUGAUUCCAGAUUUUCAUCAAAACCUUCAACUCCUCGAAGUCAUAGGACCUCUGUUUCUUCAGUCAUUAAUAUGGGAGCUACCAUUACAAAGAAUCUUAAAUUGUCAGAACCCAAAGCGAUAAAGAACUGGCAACAUGUAUGGUCAAAAGGAUGCUUUUUCCUGGAAGAUGACGGUGGAAUUGUUGCUCAUCGGUAUAGACUGGAAUUGCAGCAAACAACUAAUAUUUUUCUUACCAUCACACCAUUAAACCUCAGCCAAACUGAAGAAAAAUUAUCACCCUGGAUGAAUGUGGAUACUGCACUAUAUGUUGUGAGGAACGUUGGUGAUCCUGAAGCUGUGGAAGUUGUGUGUGUCACAGAAUUACGGGAAAAGGAGAGAUUUGGAUGGAAGGGAGAGCUUCGUUCAGGAGUUUAUCAUCUCAUCCCAUUCACUACUGGCUGCAGAUUAAAGAAGAGGAAUAAAUCAAUGAUUCGAGAGGCCAAGCUGGUCUACAGGGAAAAUGGUGACUUAAUGCUCACCAAGGAAUUCAGGGCUGCUCUGUCAGACAUCUUUGAAGUCAUUGAUUUAGAUGGCAAUGGCCUUUUGAGCUUUGAAGAGUACAACUUCUUUGAGUUGAGAACCAGUGGAGAGAAAUGUGACAGUGAGGCCUGGGCUAUGUGCCGAGAAAACUUUGACACGAAGAAGAACCAACUAACCCGCCAGGGUUUCAUGGAAUUGAACUUGAUGGAAGCUAAUGAUCAGGAAGGUGAUCCAGCAGAUCUCUGGGUAACACUUGAAUCAAUGGGUUACAAUAGAGCAUUGGAAAUGCAAGAGGUUUGCCCAUUUAUUGUUGAUAUCUAUGCAGAGGAUUGCAAACUUAAGCUGACACCAAUCGGUCUGGAAUCGACUGGAAGUCUCCUCGAUUCAGUUAUUUGCAAAACUGUCAUGAGAAAAGGUGAACCAAAAGCUAUUAAAGGUUACAACCCUUUAGUGAUUUACACUUACAAGACUGAAACACUGAUCACUUCAGUUAUUGAAAAUAAGUCUGAAAACAAAGUCAUCAUUCAUAUCAAUAAUGAGAAUAGUAAGAACUGUGUCAGUAGUCGGGGACUUCGUACUUUUGCAAUGGAAGUAUCACCAAGGACAACUAUGGUUUGUCAACAUGUGAUGCCCAUUGAUGAAAGGCUAGAGUGGAUUUACAGCUGCACAGAAAGCAUUGUGACCUGAAACAAUGUGCAGGAAAAGAGCUGCAUUAUAGAGCUGCAUUAGAACGCAUCUGUGUGCCAAUGUUCUUUUAUGCAAAGUGUUCAAGUCAAAUUGUCGCUAUUUUGUGCCUUUUAAUGCAUUUUUAAUUGAUCUAAUUUAUUUGCUGGCUAAAUGUUUUUUAUAAUCUAGUUCUAUGGAAUAUCCAUUUAUAAGUGAAGGGGAAUUAAUGAUGUUGAUUUGUGAAAUCAUGCUGUGCAAGAAAUACUUUUUUUAGGGAAGCUAUGAGAAAUCACUGCAUAUGAUAUAGUGUUUUCAUUAUGUGUGUUUGUGAGAGCUAUCUUAAUUACAGAAGCACAAGACCUACAAAAAUGAAUUAGAACUAAGUAGCCGAAAAGCAUAGGCAUUGGAGAGCGACAUUGGAGCAUAACUCGCAACCAGAUGGUCUCCCAGCCGUCCAUCAAUCCAGCCCAUCUGCUACUGCUAAAAUAUAUUUUAUCGGGAUUGUGUCCAGGCCACCAGAUGCAGUAUCUCGUGUUUGCAAAGCACUUGUCAUACCAAAACUGAAACUAAUAUUCCAUUAUGUCACACAACAUGCCUUCUUCUAAGGUGCAAAUGGAUGAGGCAGUGCCAUAUUUAAAAAGAAACAUUUGGACAGGUACAUGAAUAUGAAAGGUUUAGAGGUGUCAUGAAUAAAAAAGGUUUUGGAGAGAUAUGGGCCAAACACAGGCAAAUGGACUAGCUUAGAUGAGGCAUCUUGGUUGGCAAGGAAGAGUUGGGCCUUUUUCCCCAGCUAUAUAACUCUAUGUAAUCAUGGCAGCCUGAUAUAAAACGGCCCAAGUUCAAUCUUGUCUCUGUGUGGAUCCUCUAGUUCUCUGAUUUCCUUCCACCUUCCAAAGAUACGUGGGUUGAUAGGUAAAUUUCCCUCAAUGUGCAGGUGAGAGGUAGAGUCUGGGUGAAGUUGAUGGAGAAUGUGGGGUGAAUAAAAUGGGGUUAAUGUAGAAUUCAUGUAAAUGAAUGGGUGGCACAACAGUAGCGUUGCUGCCUCAGUGCCAGAGACAUGGGUUCAAUCUUGACUAUGGGUUCUGUCUGUACAGAAUUUGAAUACGUUCUCCCUGUGACCGCGUAGGUUUUCUCCGGGUGCACCGGUUU
Amblyraja radiata (thorny skate) is the source of this 3353-nucleotide messenger RNA. It is a transcript of the gene efcab7, whose product is annotated as EF-hand calcium binding domain 7. Bases 333 to 2225 code for a protein of 630 amino acids. Gene Ontology annotation, molecular function: calcium ion binding. The transcript has 14 exons. NCBI's taxonomy places the organism in Eukaryota, Metazoa, Chordata, Chondrichthyes, Rajiformes, Rajidae. Gene Ontology annotation, cellular component: ciliary membrane; plasma membrane protein complex. Gene Ontology annotation, biological process: positive regulation of protein localization to ciliary membrane. The record is from RefSeq and is a predicted model, not a curated record.